Molecule: messenger RNA, 701 nt
Organism: Zingiber officinale
Lineage: Eukaryota; Viridiplantae; Streptophyta; Magnoliopsida; Zingiberales; Zingiberaceae
Product: translation initiation factor IF-2-like
Exons: 2
Coding region: 1-564 (187 amino acids)
Source: RefSeq, a predicted model, not a curated record
AUGGGAAGUGCACUCAGCGGCGGGAGGAGGGAUGGCCGGCGGCUGGCGGAGGAGCGGGAGCAACUGCGGGCGAAGGUAGCGGCGCUGGAGGAGGAGCUGAGGGAGGCGCGCAGCGCCGCGGCGUCGAGGGCCGAGGCGUGGGAGGCGGAGCGGCGGGAGAGAGGGGAGGAGACAGGGUGGCUGAAGGAGGCCGCGCCGUCCAGGGGAGGCGGCGACGAGGCGGCGGCUGAGGAGGAGGCGCGGCGGGAGGAGGUGGUCGGGAAGUGGAAGCUGCUCUACCUCGCGAUCAAGACCGAGCUCGACGAGCUCAUCCAAAGGACUCGACAAGAGAGAUCUUUCAUCGGAGCGGAACAAGGUCCGAUCGAGCAACUCCAGAGGGAGGUGAAGGCAAAGGAAGACGCGAUGGGGACGCUAACGUCGCGCGUCGAGGCAAUGGAGCGGGAGGCUUCGAGACGAGACCGGGAGAUCGACAUCUUGAAGCAAAGCUUAAGGAUUCUAAGCAACGGCAAGAAGAGCCGCGUCGGGAAGAAUCAAAUUCAUCAGGGACUCGUGUGUCGUAGAUGAGGAAGCAGCAGCGUUAACUCGAUGUUCUUGUGGCAUUUAACAGAAGAAUUAAUUAAAUCACAAAAUUACCGAAUUUUUUAUAUCAAAAAUAUUUUCCUUAUUUACACGGUAUGAUUGCCACCGCAGAGGAUGAUUUG